AUGGCGUUCAAGCAAGAUGAGUCCAAGCUCGUAUCCAUCUUCAUCCAAACCCUUCUUUACGGCGUGUAUGUCGCUACUUUUUCGCUGACUCACUGGGUACUCGUCCACCGGCGUACAGCGGGAGAGACGAUCAAGCGUACAAUGAUGGGAAUUUCCCUCACCAUGUUUGUUCUUGCUACUAUGCAUAUCGGCGUGAACUUCGCUCGAGUAUUCAUGGCAUUCAUCAAAUACAGGGAUGAACCCGGCGGCCCCGCCGUCUUCUUCGACCAGCUUUCGGAGUUUACGCAAAUCUUUGGCACUGCCAUAUACGUUGCACAAACUUUAGUGGGCGACGCGGUUGUGCUCCUGCGAUGUUAUAUUGUGUGGGAGCGGCGGUGGUACGUUGCGGGGUUCCCACUCAUUCUCCUCUUAGGCAGUACCGCUUCAGGGAUUGGCAUUCUUUACACCUUUGCUCGAGUCACCCCACAUGCUCAAAUAUUUGCUAUCGAGCUUCAGAAUUGGAUAGUGUCGUUUUUCUCCCUGACUCUCGCUACUAACUUGAUAUGUACCGCACUGGUUGCAUCCCGGGUCUGGUAUAUUAACCGCUCUAGUAAGCUAUUUUCAAACAAGAGCUUGACUCCUGUGGUCCUCCUGGUCAUCGAGUCCGGAGCGAUAUAUUCAGCGACGCUCAUCGCCUUGCUUAUUCUCUACAAAGUCGAGUCAUGGUUCCAAUACGUUCUUUUGGAUGCAAUAUCUCCCAUCGUCGGACUCGUAUUCUCCAUGAUCAUCAUCCGCAUCGGCCUUGGUAUCAUCCUACCCAACGGACAGACACGAUUCUCAGCUGCUCAGUCGGCGACCCUUCGGUUCCAUCCCAUCGACGAACUUGAGAGUCGAACUGGCAGCGUUCCCUCCCAUGCCACUCGCGAAGUCGAGCCACACGGUGCGAAGCCAUCGCUCUUUGUUCGAGAGAUACCAGAAGGCUUGGAAUUGGAUGCUAUGGAUAUUGAGGCAAACCACCUAAACAAACCGCAGUCGAGUAUGUAA
Marasmius oreades (fairy-ring Marasmius) is the source of this 1023-nucleotide messenger RNA. RefSeq lists its product as uncharacterized. The transcript has 9 exons. Lineage: Eukaryota; Fungi; Basidiomycota; Agaricomycetes; Agaricales; Marasmiaceae. The record is from RefSeq and is a predicted model, not a curated record. Bases 1 to 1023 code for a protein of 340 amino acids.